CAAACUCUAGAAUAGUAGGGCAGUUGAUGUAUCAAACACAUGUGACUUUCUUUGCUUUUCUUUGCUAAUCCAAUCAAACUGCUUCAUCUUUAUACAGUGUUUCAAGAAAAUAGUUACAAACCGGUAAGAAAUAUACUAGUUUAAAUAUUUAUUUUUUUACGAUUGUUAAUAUUUUCUCUUUAUUACAUGAUAAAAAUCCAGGACACAAUUUUAAAAUGAUAGCAAAAUAGCUGAUAGCAAACAUUUUUUAUGAUAUCGAGGAUUAGUUAUAUUUAAUAUGCAGUUUAUAAUAAUACAAAUUCUAGGUUUGUAAACUUUUAUUCUUUUAUUACUUUGUAAAAAUGUAAAUUUUUAAUUUAGCGAGCCUUUUAUAUUACGGAGUCGAGUGUUUAAAUUUCGAGAACAAUGGAUAUACGCCUUUUCUGGAAAUGUCAUCGGGCAGUUUCUCUUCAAAUAACAACAUUAAAUGCCCUUCAGCCCCUGAUAUUUGCCAUUUAAUAAUAAGCGAUCAAUAUACAAAUACGUCUCAUUUUGGAACCACUUUUGAGGAUUGUAGAAUAUGUAUAAAAGACUUUCAUUUGGAAGCUAAUAAUCUUAAAUUCAUUAAUUCAUCAAUAUUAAUUUUUUCGCAUGAGAAUAAGUCAUCAUUAACUCUUCGUCAAAGUCUUUUAGUGAAUUCUCGAGUAAUCUUAGGACCCGAUUGUUUUUGGAAUAGUUCGGAAAAUUGUUCGCAUAAUUCUAUAGCCUUAACAUUACUGGAUACAGCUAUGAUUGAAGCUGGAACUGUUAUAAAAACGAAAAAUACUAUUAAAAGUGUCCACGUUUCUUUUAUUAACACAACUAUUGAAAAUACGCAAAAUUUCUUAGACUUUGCUAAUUAUAAUCACCUUUCCUUAAAUAUUUCAAGUACUGUUAUAAAGAAGGCUAUGGCACUUUUAAACGUUAUUCGGGUGUUUAAUAAUGAUUUUUCUCAAGCUUUUAUCAGUAUAACGAACAGUAUCUUUGAAAAUAGUACUAGCAGUUUGGGUGGAAUUAUACAUAUCCAGAAUAAGGAAAAAGGUAGAUUUAUUCUACUUUUGGAAGAAUGUAUAUUUAGAAGGAAUAAGGCUGUGGUAGCUGGUAGCGUUGUGCAAAUAGAUUCUCUAAAUUUAUCGGAUAAAUCUAUUAUUCGUGUGAAAUCAACGACAUUCAUUAACAAUACUAAUCAAGAGAGUGCGGCUGCUAUUUAUGUUUACGGAGCACAGAUUGAAAUAGAUCAAACGAAAUUCUUAAAUAAUCAUGUUAGAUUGAAUUCAAAAGGUUUAAUACAUAGAGGAUCAUUCCCUACCCCAACACAGAGACAGGGAGCUGGUGGAGCUAUAUAUGCUCAUAUAACUAGUCGAGUGAAAAUAACUAAUUGUAUUUUCAUUAACAAUACGGCAACUUGGUUCGGAGGUUCAAUAGCUGGUGAGGGAGAAUUAACAAUCAAAGAUAGUGAAUUUGAAAAUGGUGACUCUUUUGAACACGCUACAUCAGGAGAUAUACUCUUUUUAAGCGGUAAUUGCAUCCUCUCCAAUAUAACUUUCAGAGUUAAAUCUACGGCAAACAAUCUUGCAAUUAUCUGGUAUAGCAGUCCUGGAGAUAGCUAUCUAACAGGGGAGCAGGAUAUAAAAGUUUCCUGUCCAGUUGGAUCCAAACUGAGAACUGAUACCUUACCUGAAAUAUUCAUAAGCGAAACACUUUCUAUAGUUUAUAAGGAUUUUUUGCUCUUUUGCGAUCCUUGUCCAGAUCAAACAUAUAGUUUAGACGGAGGAACUCUUUUUGGAAGUCUAUCUAGUAAAAAUUUGACUAUUACACCAACUGAUUGCAUCAGUUGCCCUUAUGGUGGUUCUUGUUCUCGAGGUAAAGUGGGUGCUAAUGAAAACUUUUGGGGAUUUAAGAAAAAGAAUAAAAAUGAGAUUAAGUUCAUUAAUUGUCAGGAUUCGUAUUGUUGCACUAAAAAAAGAUGCGAUAGCUACAACGAAUGUGCCCCAAACAGAGUAGGUCCAUUGUGUGGAGAAUGCAGAGCUGAUAUGUCCGAGGUAUUAUUUUCACCCGAUUGCAGAGAAAAUGAAAAAUGUACUGAUAGUUGGUUCAUUAUAAUUGAAAUUAUUUCGAUUUUUAUCUCCUUCUUAUUCUUUGCUUAUCAAAUGGAAAUUACACUAUUUAUAAUGCAAAGACUACUGUGGGUUCCAAUAACACAUUCAGACGAUGCAGCAAUGGCUGGUUACAUAAAAUCUAUAUUCUAUUUCUAUCAGACAGUACCCUUGGUUGUUGUUUGGAGAAAUAGAGCCGAAUCUGUCAUCAGCACUCAUAUUCAACCAGUUAUUGUUACCAUAAUGAGUUUUGCACCGAUUGCUGCGUUUGUACGAGUCUGCCCUUUUUUAGGUUUAACUAGUAUUGGCAAAUUAAUAUAUACAAAUAGCAAGCUAACUCUCUCUCUAGUCGCCUUACUUUUAUUUGUUUUAUUGCGAUAUAUUUUUGUCAAGCUAAGAGUGCUGUGGAAAAAGAGAAGAAGACGCACUCAGGAAUUAGCUGAGAAUGACCUAUUGUUGGAAGAAAAUCACAAUCCUGAUUUAUGCCCAGAGCCAAGUUUUAAAAUCAGGAUGAUAAUUGCUGCUUUAAAUAUAAUUAUUUAUAACUACGUUAAUGUGUCAACUCUUAUUUUCUCUCUUCUUUCUUGCACAAACGUUGGUCAAGAAAACGCAGUUUUAUAUUUCGACGGUAAUGUCAAUUGUGGAGAGUGGUGGCAAUAUUUUGUUGGAAUUAUGGCAUUCGCUUAUGUUAUACCAUUCUUUCUUCAAGUUAUAAUCUCCAGAAUGUUACUUGAUAGAGAUGUUAUUACUCCAAAGCAGUUUAUGCUAUCGUAUCUAUUCCCGUUACCAAUGCUAAUUUAUUUCGGAAUAAAGCAUGCCAGUUUCAAGGAGUUUAAACAUAUUUUGCAACGAACAAACUCCCAUAUCUCAAUAACAGCUAGAGACAGACCAGAUUUGCUGGAAGAGUUAGAUGAAACAGAACGAUUGAGAGCUCUAUGUCUCUUUGUUGUUGAAGAACCAUUUUUGAAGAAGGGUUAUGAAGACUUAGAUAAGUCACACAAGUAUUGGGAAGGUGUUUUGGUCUUUCGCCGUCUUGUUGUGAUACUUAUGAGAGCUUUUAUACAGGAUCCCUUAUCUUGCACUACAUGUCAGACCCUCGCCUCCCUUGCAUUUUUGCUAUGGCAUCUUCACUUUCGACCCUUUGCUGCAAAGUCUGCACAGAAUUUAGAAACGGCCGGACUUUCUGGUUUGUUGAUAAUAGGCAUAAUGCAUAUGGUUGAAGCAACUUUUAUUGCUUCUGGCGUUCAACCCUCUGGACCUAACAACACCAGAGUCCUUAUUUUCGAUACCAUAGAACUCAUAAUUAUAGCUGCUCUACCUUUAUUGCUUGGAGUAGGACUUGUUUUCAGCAUGCUUGCAAAACUCCUACUUUCUAUUUAUAACAAAAUUAAGGCGGGACAUGGCAAUUAA
Molecule: messenger RNA, 3524 nt
Organism: Dimorphilus gyrociliatus
Lineage: Eukaryota; Metazoa; Annelida; Polychaeta; Dinophilidae
Source: the annotation of a GenBank genome assembly